AGUGCAGCCGACCGACGAAGAAACCCGGAAGUGUGCGAGCGGCUUUCAAGCAGUAGCUUUCACACGGCUUCAUCUCCAGCCCUGUGUCUCUCACAGUUAGGAGUCAAGUUAUCCUGUUAAACUUUCCACGUUCAUCACCAUGUCUGUUUUGUGUUAUAACAAGGGAUGCGGAGAGCGGUUUGACCCAGAAAACAAUCCGGACGAUGGUUGCACCUUUCACCCUGGAGUCCCGGUGUUCCAUGAUGCUUUGAAGGGAUGGUCCUGCUGCAAGAGAAGAACUACUGACUUCUCAGACUUCCUUAGCAUUGCUGGUUGUACAAAAGGUCCUCACAACAAAGAGAAGCCCCCUGAGCCGGUGAAACCAGAUGUCACAACAUCGGGAGAAAAAAAAGAGCUGGAAGCACAAAAACCAAAGUUUAAUGAGUACAUAAUAUCUGCACCAAAACCUCAGGAGGCGAUAUUCAGACCGAGUUCUGAUGAGCCGGUGGUGAGGCUGAAUCAUAAAGUCUCUGCCUCUCUAAAGCAAGCGCUGGAGAAACUGAGACUCUCCGAAAAUAAAAUGGACCAAAAAGAAGAAGAUGGCGAUGAAAUCAAAAUAGGAACUUCCUGUAAAAAUGGAGGAUGUACUAAAACGUUCGAGGGACCUGCAAGUGACUCCGAUGAGUGCUCUUACCACUCUGGAGUCCCCAUUUUCCACGAAGGGAUGAAAUACUGGAGCUGCUGUAAGAGGAAAACCUCCGACUUUAACUCCUUCCUCUCUCAGGAAGGCUGUACAAAGGGRGCACAUCUAUGGAGGAAAAAGGAUGAGGGAAAGAAGGCGGUCCCCUGUAGGUUUGACUGGCACCAAACUGGGACUCAGGUCAUCAUUUCUAUUUACGCCAAAAAUGCCAUCCCUGAGCUAAGCUACGUUGAUGCUAACAGCACCACGCUCAGCAUCUACAUUGUUUUUGAUGGAGAAAAGGAAUUUGUGCAGAAUAUCAGCCUGUGGGGUGUGAUCGACGUGAGUAAAAGCAUGGUCAACAUGAUGGCAGCUAAGAUCGAGGUUGCCAUGAAGAAGGCCGAGGCGAUGUCCUGGGCUCGCCUCGACCUCCCCCCUCCUGCCGCUCCGCCCAAAGAGGACGAGAAGAAGGAAGAAGAGACUGAUAGUGAGGAUGAAGAUUAAUGGUUAAGAUUUCAAAUACACUUAUAUUUACUUCUUGAUUCAUCACUUCUCUAAGGGAUAGCUUUUUUUUUUGCCUUUUAAAGCAUAUUUUUUUAAAGAUUCAGUGAAGUGAAAUAUUCAGUAAAUGUCCAUUUUUCUCAUCCCUUGGACAUUAUUUUGUCAUCUUGAAAGGUGAAGUUCUACAAAAAUGUUAAUUUGGUUUCGUGACAAAAGGAACUCUUAAGUUUUGUAGACUUUAAUCAGAUCGAACUCAUUAAUUGGCACUGAAGUUUUCUGAAAAACAAAAGAUCGGGACCACACAGUGUCAAAGACCAGAUGUAGACAUYUUACAGCAGUGAUUAUAAAAGAUAAUUCUACCUGUA
Messenger RNA from Austrofundulus limnaeus, 1524 nucleotides. It is a transcript of the gene chordc1b, whose product is annotated as cysteine and histidine-rich domain (CHORD) containing 1b. The record is from RefSeq and is a predicted model, not a curated record. The transcript is spliced from 11 exons. The coding region runs from base 140 to 1162 and encodes 340 amino acids. Lineage: Eukaryota; Metazoa; Chordata; Actinopteri; Cyprinodontiformes; Rivulidae.